This is a messenger RNA of Nymphaea colorata (pocket water lily), 2764 nucleotides long. RefSeq names its product pentatricopeptide repeat-containing protein At2g22410, mitochondrial-like. Gene Ontology annotation, biological process: RNA modification. Lineage: Eukaryota; Viridiplantae; Streptophyta; Magnoliopsida; Nymphaeales; Nymphaeaceae. Bases 468 to 2510 code for a protein of 680 amino acids. Gene Ontology annotation, molecular function: protein binding; RNA binding. The transcript has a single exon. The record is from RefSeq and is a predicted model, not a curated record.
UAAUGUUUUUAUGGGAGAAAGAGCUGCGGGUUCAAACAUUUAAGGUACGUGUCAGAGGUGCUGCCUUGACCAUGAACUUGCUUUGAUUUCCACGGUCUAUAAUCCGUAGAUUAUUCAUUUCAUGCCACCCAAAGGUGCCCAACCUGUUCACAGGAGCAGAGAAAGCUAAACUCAUGACGUCCACCAAGACGUCCACCAAGAUUCUAGAUGGGUCCGCUGUUGACAAGUAAUUGAUCACAGAGACAUUACCGCCAUUCAAGGACGGAAGCGAUUCACAACGUAGAUAACUGUUGAGCCCGAUGGAAUCGGUUUUGGCUCCACCAAAAGCUCCAUUGUUCGAAAUUUGAUUAUUCGACUGAAGGUCCGACCACGUUUUCGUGGAGUCGACGACUCCAUCUCCCUCUUCCAACCUGCCUCCCUCGUCCUCCCCCCAACACCCAUGUCGACCAUCUCGCCUCCUCUCCACCAUGACAUUGUUCACAACUCCUACAUUUCUCAACCUUCACCACCUCCUCCGACGCCCCAAUCCUUGGGGUGGCAGAUCUCGUCUGAGAAAUCUUCGUGGGCUUGCAAAGAGUCCCGGUUGGAAUUCAAAGAGUAAUUUGGUGAUCACUCACCCGACCCUCCGUCUCAUGGAGGCUUGCUCUUCUUUGUGUGAACUGAAGCAAAUUCAGGCGCAUAUGAUCAGAACGGGACUCAUAAAUCAUACUUUUCCGGUGAGCAGGGUGGUGGCAUUUUGCGCGUUGUCCAAUUCGGGUGAUGUCGAUCAUGGCCGCCGUGUUUUUGCGCAGAUAGAAGAACCCAAUGUUUUUAUUUGGAAUACCAUGAUCAGAGGAUACUCCAGGGUCGGACUGUGGGGAGAAGCGUUUUGUCUGUUCGGUCAGAUGGUUCAUGGAUACGUUGCAAUGGACAGUCAGACCUUCGUUUCCAUGCUGAAGGUCUGCGAACAGUUUGGGACUAUUUCUGAAGGUGUGCAGAUUCAUGGGAUGGUCUUGAAGUUCGGCUUUGGAUCACAAUUGUUGGUUGUGAAUGGCUUGAUUCAUGCUUACGUUGAAUUCGGAUUUCUCCAUGAAGGACGCCAACUGUUUGUUGAAAGUACGCAAAGAGAUGUUGUUACGUGGACUAGCUUGAUUGAUGGGUAUGGUAAAAAUAAGCUACCCGAUGAAGCUUUAAAACUAUUUCAGGAAAUGGUUGAGGCGGGAAUUGUGCCGAAUGAAGUUACCAUGAUCACCGUGCUUUCUGCGUGCUCACAGAUUGGAGAUCUCAACAUUGGCAUCUCGAUACAUGAAUUCGUCUUGAAGAAAAAAAUCAAUCUUACUGUUAACUUGUUUAAUGCAAUGAUAGAUAUGUAUGUUAAGUGUGGUAAUGUAGAACUAGCUAGAGAAGUGUUCGACAGAAUGGGAGAAAAAGAUGUGUUCUCCUGGACUAGCAUGAUUAACGGGUAUGCCAAGUGUGGGCAAUUAGAACUUGCACACAGCCUUUUCGAUGGAAUGCCUGAGAGAAAUGUUAUAUCCUGGAACGCUAUGAUUUCUGGAUAUGCUCAAAGCAACCGAUCAGAAGAGGCAUUAGCUCUCUUUAAUCAGAUGCAAGCAGCAAAGGUGAGACCUGUAGAGGGAACACUAGUGAGUGUGCUCUCUGCAUGUGCACAAUUAGGGAAGUUGGACCUCGGGAGAUGGAUUCAUGGCUGCCUUGUCGGUGAAAAAAGGGUUCAACCAAGCACGAAGUUGUGCAAUGCGUUGAUAGAUAUGUACGCUAAAUGUGGGGACCUUGAUAUGGCUUUUGAACUCUUUGAAAAAGCUGCUGCAAGGGACUUGGUUACUUGGAAUUCCAUCAUCUCUGCAUGUGCUGUUCAUGGCCAUGGCAAACAAGCACUUCAUCUUUUCGAGCGAAUGCAAGAUCAUGGAGUGUCUCCCGAUGAUAUCACAUUUAUAGGCGUCCUGUCCGCGUGCAGCCAUGCUGGGCUGGUUGCUGAAGGGCGCCAAAAGUUUGAAGCCAUGAGACUGGUUUACAAGAUCACACCAAAGGUGGAACACUACACCUGCAUGAUUGACUUGCUCGGCCGAGUUGGUCUUUUGGAAGAGGCAAGUGACCUGAUAAGGUCAAUGCCCAUGAAGCCAGAUGUGGCAGGGUGGGGUGCUCUUCUGAAUGCUUCCAAGAUGCAUGGAAAUCUGGAGCUUGGUGAGCUUGCUGCUGAUAACCUUCUAGACUUAGAUGCUGGUGAUAGCGGAAUUUAUGUUCUUCUAUCAAAUAUAUAUGCUAAGAGGAAAAGAUGGGAAGAUGUGAAGAAGGUGAGGAUAAUGAUGAGAGACGGAGGAGUGAAAAAGGCUCCCGGAUCUAGUUCAGUAGAGAUUAAUGGUAUGUUUCAUGAAUUUUUGGUAGCUGACAAUUCGCAUCCCGAGUCUGCAGAGGUAUAUAGCGUGCUGGAUAACGUCACAUUGCAAUUGAUGUCUGAAGGCUAUGUGCCAAGCACAUCACGAAUGAUGGAUUUUCCUGAAAUUGGUCAUGCCUGAGAAAUAUUUUUCAAACUUUAUGAAACCAUGUAUACAGGUAACAACAGGUUGCUGGUUCGAAGAACUUUCAACCGUAAGAAUCAGAUGUUGAAAAUGGAAGCUUAGUUGGUUUAACGGUUUUUUGCCGGUGAAACCAUGUUCUUCUACGGAAGGCCUUGGGUGUUGAUUGUCGAGGAAGUUCCAUCUCUUGGUAAAUCUGUCCAUAGAGAUGUCAAUUUUUAAUAUAUUUAUAUUAGAUCUUUUGAUUUUCCACA